Molecule: messenger RNA, 1563 nt
Organism: Baudoinia panamericana UAMH 10762
Lineage: Eukaryota; Fungi; Ascomycota; Dothideomycetes; Mycosphaerellales; Teratosphaeriaceae
Exons: 1
Coding region: 1-1563 (520 amino acids)
Biological process (GO): proteolysis
Cellular component (GO): membrane
Molecular function (GO): serine-type endopeptidase activity
Source: RefSeq, a predicted model, not a curated record
AUGGCCACCCCUAACGGCUACUAUACCACGACCUACCGCCCUUCAGAUAGCAGCCCUUACUAUGAGCCGGAGUUUGAGCAAUACGGUCGACGUAACGACGCGCCCUUACCGCCUCUACCCUCCACUUCCCCCUCCGAUGAUCGCAACUACCAUUACUCACGGCAACCACCGACGCGAUCGUACUCCGGCGCAAGUGGGCACAUACACGAGGUUGCGGAUCCAUAUGCGGACGAGAAUGCGAUACCGAUGAGCGGCAGAAAGCCGAAACACCACUCCGCGACAACCAUAUCACCCAUACUGCCGCAUCAGGUCGAGGAUCCGUUCGUGCGGGAUGUAGAACCGCGCAAGAAGCGGAAACGCCUGAGCAGAGACGGCUGGUUCAAGGGAAGGAUACCGUGGGUCGUGUACGUGCUGUCGGCGGUGGAGCUUAUUGUCUUCAUCGCCGAGUUCGUGAAGAUGGGAGUCCUCACCGGCACACCCAUCGAACUCCACCCCUCCUUCAAUCCCAUGAUCGGACCUUCGCCUUACGUGCUGAUCAACAUGGGUGCCCGGUACCAACCGUGCAUGCAUAACAUGGCCAACGUGCAGAAUGCAACAAUGUCGAUAUCAUGGCCUUGCCCAAACGCCACAUCAGCUACCGGCGACAGUGUCUCUUGCACCCUCUCCGAACUUUGCGGUUUCAGCGGCGUACCGAAUCCGCACGUUGGGGGCAGUAUCAACGACAAACCUGCUCCGAAUCAAUGGUGGCGCUUCAUCGUGCCCAUAUUUCUGCACGCCGGCAUCAUCCACAUUGCCUUCAAUCUGCUCCUCCAGCUCACGCUCGGCGCAGACGUCGAGAAACUCAUCGGUAGCAUCCGCUUCACCAUCGUCUACUUCGCAGCCGGCAUCUUCGGCUUCGUGCUAGGCGGCAACUUCGCCGCGAACGGUAUCGCAUCCUGCGGCUGCUCCGGCUCGCUCUUCGGUAUCCUCGCCAUCACCCUCCUCGAUCUUCUCUAUACCUGGCACCAGCGCGAAGGCCCGAUCAAAGACCUCCUCUUCAUCCUCAUCGACGUCAUCAUCGCCUUCGUGCUCGGUCUACUGCCGGGCCUCGAUAACUUCUCCCACAUUGGCGGCUUCCUCAUGGGUCUGGUGCUCGGUGUCUGCAUUCUCCGUUCGCCCACAACCUUCUCUCGGCGCACAUCGCAGGACGUCGGCCGCUACUCUGGCCUUUCAAACGCUCGGCAAAGCACGUCCGGCCGCGAAGAUGGCUUACAAAGCUUCUUCCGCAACCCGAUUGCAUUCUUCCAAAACCGCCGUGGCAUCUGGUGGGUGUGGUGGUUGGUGCGUGCGGCAGCACUCGUGGGCUGCUUGAUCGGCUUCGUGCUACUGCUGAAGAACUUCUACCAGUGGCGGACGGGCUGUACGUGGUGCAAGUACCUGUCGUGCUUGCCUGUCACGGUUGGUGGUGAAAACUGGUGUAACGUUGGCAAUUUGGACUUCACCCCGGUCCAGUCACCAGCGAGAAGAGAUCUCCUUGAGAACUUAGCGAGCGAGGCUUUCCGGCCAGCUGAGCGCUUGUGGUAG